UCUUUUCUGGAGCUUAGGAAAGUUUAAAUUUUGGCCACCCGCCGUCCACUUCCUAAUCCUGACCCCUGGCGCCUCGUUGUGAGUGGCUUCCUUUCCGGGCCACAGCUGGAAUCCAGGCGUUGAGAAGAAGGCACGUUUUCACGCCCUCUCUUCCUCCCCGGCUCCCCUCAAGGGCUCUACGCUUGCCUGGUGACGGUGAAAGACCACCCUGACGAGGAUCUGCUGGCCCUCAGCACCGCCGAGGGCUCCGUGGACAUCUCGGCCGCUCUCCGCAGUGAGGAACCCCAGGAGACACAACGGGUGGCUCUCCCCUUUCUCCCCGCCUUCUUCCUCAACCAGAGCGAGAUUGUCCUGAGCAGUUCCCAGGUGACCAGCGAGAUCUUGGUCUUGGGCGCCCGGAGAGUGACGGACACCAUCGAGGCCCAUCCCACUUCUCCCGUGGUGCAAGUGGAUCCCCCCCUCUUCCUCCCGGACAUGCCCGGGCUUGUCCUCUUCCCCGUCCGCGUGGUCAACCUGACCUCCCUCCACCGGAGGGCAGCACCCGUCUUCGUCAACCUCUCCUGCGGCCUCACCGGCCAGCGAGCGGCUGUGCUGGUGCGUCCCGAGCAGGAGCAUCAUCUCGGCUUUGAUCUGUGCGCCGAGGCCAGUCUCGUCCGGCAACUGGUGGGGUCCUACCAGGUCCUCCUCUUCACCGUCUUCGCCGUCCUGGCGUCCACCAUGGUCAUCUUUCUCAUUUACAAUGCCUUCCUGAACAGAGUUCAGACAGUCCCACUGGUCUACAUCCCGUCGGCCUCAACGCAGGACGGCUACCUCUACCCUCCGCUGACUGCCCAGCACCAUCCUUCCAGCCUGAGGAACAGGACUCAGGCCUGGCUCUGGAGCGUGCGGAGAUGACUUCUAGGAGAACGUGGGGGAGAGAGAGUAAAACUUGGUAAAAAUAAAUAUUUAUACGUGGCCGAGCGUCGUCCUUGAAGGGGAAAAGCCCACGCCACUCGCCGGGCUUCCUCCGUGGAGCCACUUUCCGUGGUAACAGCAGCUGUUCAGCCCUCC
Thamnophis sirtalis is the source of this 1050-nucleotide messenger RNA. NCBI's taxonomy places the organism in Eukaryota, Metazoa, Chordata, Lepidosauria, Squamata, Natricidae. The record is from RefSeq and is a predicted model, not a curated record.